UAUCUGAUGAGAAAAAUCAAACAUGAGAUGGACGAGUAAACAAAGCUAGUAAAAGGUAGGAAUGGUAAAGUAGGAGGGAAAAGUAAUGUGAAUGAAUACAGGCGAUUAUUAUGAUAUGAAUGAGGAGUAAAAAAAUAUGUGUAAAAAUUGUGUUACUACGAAAUCGAUUGACUUUUGAUGGUAACAGAAGCAGCUAACUAUUAUUUUAUUGUUAUCCCUAUGGAUACAAAGAGGUUGGUAAAAGCAGCGAUCGAACCACUUAGUUUUGUUUCUCAUCAUUUACUCGUUAUACGCUUUUUUUACGUUUAAUUUUUAAUGUUAUCAUUCGUUUUAGUUUUAAUCAACCUUUAGAAGGUUCAACUUUACCUUUAAUCAUGUGUAAAGUAGUGAAAUUAAUCAACUGAAAAAUUGUCAACAUUCAACCCUGGCUUCUAUACUUAAGCCAUUACAAAUGGUUUUCUGGUCAAAUUGGGAAACAUGUUACAGUAGUUAUUCACUGUCACAAGAAUCCCAAAGAUCGGAGACUCGACGAUCACCUUCGAAUUUUCAUCUUUCUAGUCCGUCAAAUCUUCUUACAUCGUCUUCUUCCACCACCACAAUGUUAAUCAAUGGAUUACCUGAAUUGGGUAUAAGUGAUAUUGGGGAUAAAGAGUUUUCUGAAUCAGAUCGUUCCACUAAAUCAAGUCAACAUGUCUAUGGUGGAGGCGGAGGGGGUGGUAGUGGAAGUAGUAAACAUCGAAACAGUGAUUGGGUCAUUUUGGAAGGAUUACGUGGUGAUCUUCGAUAUGAAGGUGUUCCAAGUCAUUUUGAAGGUUUCCUUUUAAAAAGACGUAAAUGGCCUCUCAAAGGUUGGCAUAAAAGAUAUUUUUACCUGGAUAAAGGUAUCCUUAAAUAUGCCAAAACUCCAACCGACUUUACCAAAGGUAAAACUCAUGGAUCCAUUGAUAUUGGACUAUCAAUGAUUUCAACCAAAGCCUCUUCUCGUCGCAUAGAUAUUGAUGCAGAUGAAUGUAUAUACCAUAUUAAGGUUAAAAAUAAGAUAUCAUUUGAUCAAUGGGUACAUCAGUUACGUCAACAUCGCCAUUUUCGUCAGCAUCAGAUAAUGUAUCAAGAUGAUCCAAAAAAAUCUGUGCCUGGUAUUGAAACAUCAGUUAGUUUUAUGAAUAUGGGCGAUUCAUCAACAUCAAAUGUAACAACCUCCAAGGUUGCAAAUUGGAUACUUGACUCAAAUGGAACUCAAGAGGAAAUUAAUCAAGUGUUAGAUGAAUUACACCGAAGAUUAGUACGUUUGUCAUCGGUUUUCCAAGAGAUAGAGCUUAACAUGGGAACGAGACGACAAAUGCCAGACAUUGACACUGGUAGCUUAAAAAAGUACCGACAUUUUAUGUUCCGAAGGACUAAAAAAAAUCAUUCCUCUGUUACCUCAAAAUUAAAGGUUGCCACAAAAAGAAAGAAUAAUCUUGAGAUACCCGUUGUUGGGUCAGAAGAGUCAGAAAUUCACGAUGAUGCCGCUUCAUCUGCAAAUAUUGCUGUUCCCCAUCUCAGUUCAUCGCAUCCGUCUCUUAAUGAAUCUGAAAAUACUUCUAAUCUCGAUAGUCAAGGUCUGAAAACAACCAUGACUAGAUCAUCAACAGAAGUCGGUAAAUCAGCUUCUGCUAGUGCAAUCAGGGGAGCAAACAAUGGCCAAGCUAUGAAUAUCAACAAAAUUAAAUCUAAUGUUUCAACGGCAUUGAAUGAGGAAUUUAUAACUCUUGCUGAAGAAAUUCAUGACCAAUUGCGACUUUGUCUUCGUAAAAUGCGAGGUAAUCGUGAAAAUUCAAUCGUUGUACCAACAACUGUUACAGAGGAAACAUCAAAUUCAGUUAACCCGGGAACAACUGGUGUAAAUAUUGUCUCAGGUGCAACUGUCUCAUCUGGAUCAUCAGCUUCUUCUGUGAUUACUAACUUAAAGUUGUCUCUUCAAAAAGCCUUGGAUCAGAAUAGAGAUCUUCGCCAACGUUUGUCUCAAAUUCAUGCAGAUUCAGAUAUUUCAUCAUUAUCUCAGCUCAAUAUAAUCAUGAAUUCAUGUUCAACCGUUGAAGAAGAGGCAGACGAGAACACUCUUGUCCAUCAGCCUAUCGGUGACUCUAAAUCGUAUGAAAGCUGCUCAGUUUUAAGUUUAUCGGAAUAUUAUGAUGCUGCUGAACGCUUCUCAACGUGUACCUCUUCUACUGAUGAAGAAGAUGAUCGCAGUGUAACAACGGAUCUGAGUGAAGAAGAAACGGCCGGGUUUAAACAAACUUCUCAAGGGGUGACUGGUAGAAGAUCAAAGUUACCCUGUCCAAAGCCAGAAACUGGCGAUAUUAGUUUAUGGAGCUUAUUGUGUAAAAAUAUUGGUAAAGAUUUAUCUAAAAUUAGUAUGCCUGUUACUUUAAACGAACCGUUAAAUGUUUUACAAAGACUGUGCGAGGAAUUGGAAUACAGUGAGCUUCUGGAUGAAGCUGCAGCCAUUGAUGAUCCUUGUGAACAAAUGCUUUAUGUUGCAGCAUUUGCAGUGUCAGCUUACAGUGGUUCUGCUUAUCGAGCUGGUCACAAACCAUUUAAUCCCCUUCUAGGUGAAACCUAUGAAUGUGUUCGUGAAGAUAAAGGAUUUCGCUUCAUUGCUGAACAAGUCUCUCAUCAUCCGCCAAUCUCUGCUUGUCAUGCAGAAUCUGAAAAUUAUGUUUUCUGGCAAGGAAUGCGAAUUAAAACCAAAUUUUGGGGUAAAUCAAUGGAAAUUAUUCCUUUUGGCAAUGUAAACGUUUUGCUCAAACGUACCAAAAGCGUCUACAGAUGGAAUAAAGUUACAACUUGUGUUCACAAUAUUUUCAAAGGUCAACGUUAUGUAGAUCAAUAUGGUGAAAUGAUUAUAACUAAUGGUGAUCUCAAGUGUAAAUUAACAUUCUCCAAAACUAGUUAUUGGUCUAACAAGCGUCACGAAGUUUUUGGUACCAUCACCAAUAAAAAUGGUGAAGUGAUUAAAUCCAUUUUUGGUAAAUGGACUGAAGCACUUUACACUGGAAACCCACCGCAAACUCGAUGUAUAUGGAGACCUGGUGCUAUGCCUGACGAUUAUAAGCUUUAUUAUGGUUUUACUCGAUACGCAUUGGAAUUGAAUGAGUUAACAUCCAAUUUGGCUAAUAAAUUACCCAUUACUGAUACAAGGUUCCGGCCUGAUCAAAGGUUACUGGAAGAAGGUAAAAUUCAAAAAGCUGAGAAUAUAAAAAUGGUUUUGGAGCAACUUCAACGAGAAAGAAGGAAAGAAAGAGAGGAAAAAGGCGAGGCACACAAACCAAGAUGGUUCAAACAAGAGCCUGUUGAUGAUGAAUUAAAUUGGGUGUCAAAUGAUGAAUAUUGGAUGUUCAGAGAUGGUAUAGGUUUCUCCUGUCUUGGUCUAGAGAAUCUUUGGCCUGAAGAUGUUAUUCAGAGAGAAUUAUCUGAACAAUAUAAGUGAAUAUACAACCUUCACGUUUGAUGACUAUCUUCCUCUGAUCUUACCGAAUCAACCAUAACAUGAAACACCUCGAAACCUUUUAUUGUUUACAAGUUUAUUUCAUUGCUGCAUCAUUAUUCACCGCAAUUCACUGUUGAGUUAUAUUAUUUAUCUUGGUUUCUUGAGUUGUUUAUAGUCAAUUUUAUUGCUAUUGAGGAUGGAACAAACAUGGAUCUCAAUGGAGGAUUCGAGAAGUUACAAGUUUCUUUAAUAUAAUAUAAUUCAAGUUUCCAAAGAAAAGAAAAAUUAGUAACCAUGGAUCUUGAAGCUUCUCGAGAAUGCAUUGGUCAUGGCAAUAAUAGAUUAAGUUUCAAUUUAACUCGAUUAUGAUACACAAGUCAAUACAUUGGAUAAUAUAUUUUAUUUCUCCGUUUUCUGGCAUCUUUAUCAGCAACUAUGGAAGACAAUAGUAGAUUUUGCCAUCAAUCAUUCAUGACAAUCACGGAAUACGUUGAGAAAAAAUAAGCAAGAUUUUCACCCAGAUUUCACCAUUUAUUAACCCACCAAUGAGCUCUCAAUUUAUUGCGAUUUGGUCAUCAAACGGACUUAAAACACCUUUCAAAUUUGAUAUCUUCAUCAUCAUCAAUUAUAUAAUGAAUUUUAUCCUCUAAUCUAUUGGAAUCAAUAUCACUCGUUUGGAUUCAAUUUCGUUAAACUGUUACGGUCAAGAAGAAUGUUAAUUGUUUUAUAUUUUUGAGCCAAAAUAUUUUAAUUUGAAAAACUACCAAUCAAAAACUAAACAAAGAUAAACUCAAUCGACGUAAUGGAAGCCAUAGACCUUAAUUAACCUGCUAGUCUCCUAAAAUUGUUGCAAUCUAAGUUGUUAAAUUGAUUGUUAUAUGAAAGUCUGCACUGGAUUACACUGGAUGUUGCAUCUUUUUGUUAUUAUUGACAUACAUUUGUCUACCUGCCUAUUGAUAUCUUGGAUUCUGUAGCACAUUCACCUGGUUUCAAUCCACAUCCCCGAGUUAUCACAUAAACAGACUGUGAUGGAUAAAUUUUUAUGCAUAAAAUGCAUAAAAUUAUGUUGUUUUUGUUGACGAUCAUCGCAAUCAUUACAAACCAUAUUUACGUGUACUUGUUGAAUGCCUGCCUCCACCAAAUGACUGCUUCAUCAUAGAUAACCAAUCAAGUCUGAUUUUAGAUGAAAUCACCUCUUCUUUAUUAACAAGAAUCCACUUUAAAUGUCACAAUUUCUAUUAAUAAUCCUUUUAUGAUACCAGAUAAAGUUGCUCAAAGAUCAAGAACGGAAUCGGCCUUUGCUAAAUCAACUUUUUUUAGGAAAACAACGGAAUCAAAGACUUUUGAUUUCCUCUUUUCUCACCAUUAAUAUCUUCAUCUUUUCAUCUUGUCAAAAUGUGAUUACAAGAAAAUUAGUAUCAUCAUAUAGCCUUGAAUCAAUGAAUAAUUGUCUUUCUUUCAUCUUGAUUCAACACCAUCGCUUAACUACUAAAAGAUAUCCAACUUAAAGAGACACUUUUACCUGUUUAUAAUUCUGUACAUAUUUAUUCGUUGAAGAUUCCGUUAGAGUAAAAAUAAUGGCCACUGACUGAAUGCUGAUGGACGAAGAAGGAGGCAAAAUUGACACUUCCACGGCUUAAUCAAUUACCUUGUUACAAUUGUUAUUUUUAUUUUGUUGACAAAGGAGUAAAUUGUGUAUUACAACUGAUAUUGGAAAAAGCAAAUCAAUUGGAAAAACCAAUUUACGGAAACGCUUGAGAUGAAGAUUUAUCCAAGAAACCUGGAAACAACACUUUUCUUGUUGAUUUAAUAAUUUAUUUUGUUGUCAGUAUUUAUUACAGGUUAAAUUAAUUGUGAUAACUUAAAAUUAAUACAAAAAAAUAAAUAACCAACAAACUGAGAAUAUAUAAAAUUGAUUGAAAAGAUAGACGAACUCAUGAUUUUGUUUUCUUUCUUUAAUUGUUAACUCGCUUCUUUGCAAUUGUCCCGUGACAAUUAUCUUGAAAAGUCUAUGUAGAUAUCAUUAGUUAAUCAACUAUCAAAACACCAACAAUUGUCAUCUAUUGUUAUUAUUCUCAUAUUAAAAACAAUGUAAAAAACAAA
Tetranychus urticae (two-spotted spider mite) is the source of this 5575-nucleotide messenger RNA. RefSeq names its product oxysterol-binding protein-related protein 3. Gene Ontology annotation, molecular function: cholesterol binding. The record is from RefSeq and is a predicted model, not a curated record. Gene Ontology annotation, cellular component: perinuclear endoplasmic reticulum; plasma membrane; cytosol. Lineage: Eukaryota; Metazoa; Arthropoda; Arachnida; Trombidiformes; Tetranychidae.